CAAAACGGAAAUCAAUUUCCACUCCAUAAUGUGUUUCUGAAAAGCAGACUCCUCGUUUUGAACUUGAGUAAAUAAGUUAUUUAGACCCACCGCGUGCAUGAAAACCAGAAGAUCAGUCUGUAACUCUCUGUUUAUGUGCUUAAAGGGCUGUUGGGGCAAUACCAGUGUAUCAUAAAGGUUUACUAUUUUAGCGCUUGAUCUCCUUUUCGAUACCUUGUUGCUUUUUGGGUUUUAUAGGCUACGUGGCUCACAAGGCUUCGCGGUAUUAUGUCAGUAUUAACAAAGUCAGUGGUCGUUAACAUAAUGCUGUUCCCGUUCAAUUCUGGUUUUAUUCGUUUAUAUUUUCAGAAAUGACUGAUCGGGUUUAUGUAGAUUUGACUUUAAAAAAAUGUAGCAGCUUGAAAAAGAUAUGGGACACAAGGGUUACGUGCACACAGGGGGAGGAGUCACCGGUGCUCGUUGCAAUUUAAUUGGCUCUUAGCUCAUAUUGAGUUGUAUAGUUAUCAGUAAUCAUAUUCAGCAUGUUUUGCACAAGAAAUGUCAUCCAGAAAGGGCAAUCUUCUUCCACCGUCAAAGUAUACCACAAAGAUGUCAUGCUCCGAUAGUCCAUCUGGAAAUUCGUUUCUGGUAGACCCCCUGAUCCACGGAAGGGCCGAGGGAAGUGGACACUACUACCAAAACAGCGCAGUCUACUUGCAGCCGACCUCCGAGUAUUCUUAUGGACUGUCUAACUGUGGCUAUUUCUCUGGACUCAAACGGAACGAGAGCAAUUCGCAAAAUGUAGCCCCUACGUGUGGGCCAUAUCAAGGCAUGGAAACAUGGCUGGAGACGUCGAGGUCCUGUCGCAUCGAACAGCCUAACAACCAAAUUACCCCACGGUCGUUCUCGCCCACCAUAAAAGAGGAAAACUCUUACUGCUUAUACGAGUCUGAGAAGUGUCCGAAAGACACUAUUACAGAGGACAUAUCUUACUCCCGGCUGACACCAAAUUCAUGUCCAUCUAGCAACAAUAACGGCUGUGUUCCGGUACCUGGCUACUUCCGUCUAUCUCAGACAUGCACCACAUCUAAAGGUUUUCCAGAAAACCAGUCUGUAUCGACUCACGCUGCUGCUCAACGCUCUACCCGACUUGACAGCUCUCUUUCAGCCACAGGAGCAGAAGCGAGCAGGGAAGAGAGCGGCGAGCCUCCCACAUGCGCACCAUGUGCCCCGGCAAGAAACAAGGAGCUAAGGGGGUCCACUGGCACCGCUUCAUCCCCUGAACCACCGGACAGUCCGGAGAAGGCGGCCACUGCUACUAAAGGAGAUUCCAAAAGUGACAAUACAGCUAACUGGCUGACGGCGAAGAGUGGUCGUAAGAAGCGUUGUCCCUACACUAAACACCAGACUCUAGAGCUGGAGAAAGAGUUCCUCUUCAACAUGUACUUGACACGAGAGCGUCGCCUCGAGAUCAGCCGCAGCGUUCACCUCACGGACAGACAGGUCAAAAUCUGGUUUCAGAACCGACGGAUGAAGCUGAAGAAGAUGAGUCGAGAAAACCGAAUCCGAGAGUUGUCGGCCAACUUCAGUUUUUCAUGAAGCCUCCUCACUUUAUAGAUCUCUGGCGCCCUCCUCCAUCAGCUGCAGUGGAAGCCCAUUUACAACAACCCGUCUCCGUAGGUGUGUGUCUGUGUGCACUGCGCAUAGAUGACUUGUGCAAGAUACUAUUGAUAACUUAUUGUGUGUCGUAUACUGUUGACGUUUUUAUCUGCUUAUGUAUAAUUUUAUUUGACAGACCAGUCGUCAUAACAUGUCAUGGUUAUUUAUAAACUGUCAAGAGUACUGCACUCUUCAACUGCAAAAUAUAAGAAUGCUAAAGGUGUUCAUUGUACAUAGCAUUCAGACUAUAUUGUACAUUUACUGUAUAUAAUGCGGUAUUUGCAUGUUGUAAUAACAACUAUUAUGAAACCGUUUUUAAAUAAGAACAAUGCGUUUCUUCCUACGACUUUGUUAUGUAUUUGCUGUUCUAGGCAUAAGUGGAAAAGUCCGGUUCUUAAAAUGCAGAAACUUAUAAACUUGACGGGACUUCCUGCAUUAUUUUAACAGCAAUCAAAGGUAACAUGUUUUUGGACACAGAGGCCAAAGAGAUGGACUCGGAUGUAAAUUCAUUAUUACAUGGAAGAAAAUAAAUAAAGGCAUGUACGUAAAAGUUAUAUUACUUUUAAAUACAAUUAGUACAAAACA
Carassius carassius (crucian carp) is the source of this 2223-nucleotide messenger RNA. Its product is annotated as homeobox protein Hox-A10b. Gene Ontology annotation, cellular component: nucleus. The coding region runs from base 538 to 1578 and encodes 346 amino acids. Gene Ontology annotation, biological process: regulation of transcription by RNA polymerase II. The transcript has 2 exons. The record is from RefSeq and is a predicted model, not a curated record. Gene Ontology annotation, molecular function: RNA polymerase II cis-regulatory region sequence-specific DNA binding; DNA-binding transcription factor activity, RNA polymerase II-specific. Lineage: Eukaryota; Metazoa; Chordata; Actinopteri; Cypriniformes; Cyprinidae.